Messenger RNA from Penicillium mononematosum, 2895 nucleotides. RefSeq names its product glycoside hydrolase family 78 protein. Gene Ontology annotation, biological process: carbohydrate metabolic process. Lineage: Eukaryota; Fungi; Ascomycota; Eurotiomycetes; Eurotiales; Aspergillaceae. The annotation marks the transcript as partial. The record is from RefSeq and is a predicted model, not a curated record. The transcript has 2 exons.
GGGGCUCACAACCGAACAAAUCAAUAUCAUGAACAAGUCGAAUCGGAUACAGUACCUUUCGGGUCCUCGUUCCAUCAUGUUCCGGCCAAGCUGACUGGAAUUCCACCAAAGGCCGAGGAGGAUUAUAAAGCUCGGAAUGGGGACCCUAUCUACCUCCAAGGAGUAUUGGUUGUGUCUUAUACCACAAUGCCCCACCCGACAAUCACACCUCCAUCUGUCGAGCAACAUUCAUCUGGCUUCGGCAUUGGAGUCGCCUCCCCACGGUUAUCCUGGCGAUUUUUGACCACAUCCGACAAUAACGUGACAGGAUGGAAACAAACUGCAUAUGAAAUUCAGACGUCUCUACCCUCAAGAGCGAUCGAGACCCACCAAGUGAUAGGAGAUGCCUCCGUUCUCGUCCCGUGGCCAAGCGAACCGCUGAAAUCACGCGAGAGUGCCCAGGUACGGGUUCGAUCAUAUGGGAUAUCCGACGGACAGGCCCAGAGUAGGCCGACAAACUGGUCCCCGUGGACUACUGUUGAGUGCGGCUUGCUCGCCCGCGAUGAUUGGGUUGCUGUUCCCAUCGCCAGCCCGAUACGUCAGCCACAAGACAGCCCCCCUACGCCCAUUGAGAUUUCGGAAGGCGUAUAUCAAGCCUUCGUCAAUGGCCACGAAGUCGGAGAUCAAUUCAUGGCUCCAGGUUGGACCAGUUACCGGCAUCGCUUAAAUUACCAAGUGUAUGAUGUUGCACCGCUCCUGAAAUUGAAUGGGCCCAAUGUCAUUGCAGUAGAGGUCGGUGAAGGAUGGUAUGCAACGCGCCUUGGAUUUCUUGGAGGGCGCAGACAGCUUUAUGGAGAUCGUCUUGCCGUGCUUGCCCAGCUAGAGGUGCGACCGCAGAACGAUGCCCCAGAUAUAUCUGUGAUAACCGACUCGACAUGGGCCUGUUGCCCAAGUGCCAUCAUAAAGAGUGAAAUCUAUGACGGCGAAGUUUAUGAUGCGCGCGAGGAAGACCUCAGUUGGAACUCACCCGCUGCAGACACGAAUAGAGCGGCCUCCUGGAUUCCGGCUCAGGAGUUGCCCUUCACGACUGCCACCCUGGUUGCUCCAGAUGCGCCACCGGUGCGCAUUACCGAAGAACGAAAGCCAGUGAAGAUCCUGCAAACACCAUCGGGGAAGACGGUAAUUGACUUCGGUCAAAACCUUGUCGGUCGAGUGCGCAUCCGCUCCAUGAACAAACCGUUAGGUAGCGAGGUUACUUUGACCCACGCAGAGGUCCUGGAACAUGGAGAAAUUGGAACUCGGCCGUUGCGACAUGCAAAAUGUACAGAUAAAAUUAUAUCUGCUGGGAUUGAACUGCAAGACUGGUCACCGCAAUACACCUUUCACGGAUUUCGAUAUGUUCAGGUCGAUGGCUGGACCGAUCAAGAUCCCCCAUUGCUGACCAACAUGACCGCGCUUGUAUUGCACACGGAUAUGGCUCGCACUGGUUGGUUCACAUGUUCUCACCCCAUGGUGAAUCAGCUCCAUGAGAAUGCCUGGUGGAGUAUGCGUGGCAAUUUCCUCUCUAUUCCGACUGAUUGUCCCCAGCGGGACGAACGCCUUGGAUGGACAGGUGAUAUUCAGAUCUUCUGUCAGUCGGCCAACUUCCUUUACAACACUGCUGGGAUGUUAGGAGAUUGGCUCAAAGAUGUGGCGGCAGAGCAGCUUCUGGAUGGUGACGGCUGUGUCCCUCCAUUUGUUGUCCCGAAUGUCAUUAGUGAGAAGUUGUGGCCUCAUCUUCCACAAGCCAUUUGGGAUGAUGUGGUCGUCUUGACACCCUGGGAGCUUUACCGUUCCUAUGGGGACAUUGGUAUCCUUCGUCGACAAUAUGCGAGUAUGCUAGCAUGGAUCGAUCGUGGCAUUCGAAGGGGCCCGGAUGGUCUGUGGAAUCCUCAGCUUUGGCAGUUGGGAGAUUGGCUGGAUCCCACCGCUCCCCCAAUUGAGCCAGGUGAUGCUCGCACGAACGGAACGCUGGUGGCAGACGCCUAUCUUGUACAUGUGACUAGUACAAUGGCCCAAAUCAGCAACGCUCUUGGGGAGACAGCAGAUGCCGCGCGGUUCCAAUCAGACGCCUGCCAACUCAAGUCUACAUUCCAAGCCAAGUAUAUUGCUCAGUCAGGCUUGGUAGUCGGUGAUACGCAGACGGCUCUCAGUCUUGCUAUUAUGUUCGAUCUACAUCCGACCGCUGAACAAGAAGCGACUGCUGCUGCGCGCUUGGUUCAUUUGGUCAGAUUAGCCAAAUUCCGAGUCGCCACUGGUUUCGCCGGCACUCCGCUUAUCACCCACGCGCUUACAAAGUCUGGUCAUCACCAAGUCGCCUACCGCAUGUUGCUGGAGAAGGGGUGCCCGUCAUGGAUGUAUCCUAUCACCAUGGGAGCAACCACCAUGUGGGAACGAUGGGAUAGCAUGCUUCCUGACGGGUCCAUCAAUCCAGGGGAGAUGACCAGCUUCAAUCACUACGCUCUUGGCUCGAUCAUCAACUGGCUACACUCCAGUGUUGGAGGUGUCACUCCGAUUUCACCAGGGUGGAAGGAAAUCCGAGUUGAGCCUGUCCCAGGUGGUACAAUUGACUCUGCUGACGUUGCCUAUGAAACGCCUUAUGGACGAUUGGAAUGCCAAUGGAGGAUUUACCCCGAGGAUAACCAAUUCAGCUUGGAACUGUUGGUACCUCCAAACUCCUCUGCAUUGGUUAUAUUACCAAGUGAGCAGCACAGGCAGACACGCUGUGAACUUGAUACAAAUCGGGACGGGGCAUGGGUUGGAUCUGGACGUUAUCACCUCUCAUGUGAAUGGGAUGCGAGUAGCUAUCGUCAUGAGUGGCCUCCGAAACCGAUAAUUCCCAUUAUGCGGAGUCCUGAGCCUGAGAGCAUUGCUUGA